AUGAAAGAUUAUUUCUUGCAACUGAAAAAAACAAUUUAUGUAAAAUUAAAAGAAGCUCAACCUGAUACAAUCGAUGAUGCUAUCGAAUUUCAAUCAUGGACGCUGUCAAUACUAGCUGUAAUUAUAUUAUCAUUCGUAUUCAUUUGCUGCUUCAUACCACUCCUCAUCUGUUUAGCAUGUAAACUAUUUGGGUGUUGUACAUGCACUGGAUGCAGGACUAAUGAUGGAUUGACUCGCAGAUACAUUUUUUGGCAGAACUCUACUCAAAAACGUUUAUCUAAUGAACACCGUAAGCAAAAUGGAAAUAUCCGGAACAAUAUUCCCAAAGUUGAGUUUUAUAAGCCAUGCCACAAACGUAAUUCUGUUCACAAAUUUGAAGAUAAUAACUUCGAAAUGAAUGAAUUAGCAGCCAGUGCACAGAAAUUCCCGUUAUAA
Molecule: messenger RNA, 435 nt
Organism: Brugia malayi
Lineage: Eukaryota; Metazoa; Nematoda; Chromadorea; Rhabditida; Onchocercidae
Exons: 4
Coding region: 1-435 (144 amino acids)
Source: RefSeq, a predicted model, not a curated record